UUGGCAUCUCUGCAUCUGCAGAUCAAUUCCUGAGAGCCGGAGCAAGGACACAAAACUUGGAGCCUUCUCUCUUCGCUUGGUUGCUUUUGCUGCUGUCGGCUGGAUAUUCCUGGUCAGUGCCGGGCGGCAUAGUUGGGGGUCACGAGGCCCCCCCGCACUCUCGGCCGUACAUGGCAUCACUGCAGAUUCGGAAGCAGCAGAAUUGUGGGGGGGUCCUGGUUCGGGAGGACUUUGUGCUGACAGCGGCACACUGCAGCGGGAGGCUCACGGUUGUUCUGGGGGCUCAUUCAAUCAGCCAGAGGGAGGUGUCUCAGCAGAUAUUCCGUGUGCAAAAGCACUACAGACACCCCAGCUACCGAGAGGGCAUUCUGAAGCAUGACAUCAUGCUGCUGAAGCUGGACCGAAACGCCACUUUGAACAGCUACGUGCAGCCGAUCCCAGUAAAGAGCAGCGGAGACGUGGCAGAGGGGACGGUUUGCAGCACUGCGGGCUGGGGCUACAUCGGCAACAACGGCACAUACGCCGAUAAACUGCAGGAGGUGGAGACGACCGUGCUGAGCAGGCGAGAGUGCUACCAACGCUGGAAGCGCUAUAUCAGGAUCGACAAAAGCAUGACCUGCGCUACAGACCACGGGGCUUUCAAAGGCUUUUGCGAAGUAUGUAAUGCUAAUGCAUACCAAGAUAACGAAUUAAACCUGCUAUCACAUCCUGAGUUGCGGUGCUGGUUAUUUUUAAUUCAUAGCUGA
This is a messenger RNA of Polyodon spathula (Mississippi paddlefish), 746 nucleotides long. Its product is annotated as mast cell protease 1A-like. NCBI's taxonomy places the organism in Eukaryota, Metazoa, Chordata, Actinopteri, Acipenseriformes, Polyodontidae. The annotation marks the transcript as partial. Gene Ontology annotation, molecular function: serine-type endopeptidase activity. The record is from RefSeq and is a predicted model, not a curated record. Gene Ontology annotation, biological process: proteolysis. The transcript is spliced from 4 exons.